This is a messenger RNA of Ostrinia furnacalis (Asian corn borer), 1670 nucleotides long. RefSeq names its product two pore potassium channel protein sup-9. Bases 1038 to 1670 code for a protein of 210 amino acids. NCBI's taxonomy places the organism in Eukaryota, Metazoa, Arthropoda, Insecta, Lepidoptera, Crambidae. Gene Ontology annotation, molecular function: potassium ion leak channel activity; outward rectifier potassium channel activity. Gene Ontology annotation, biological process: stabilization of membrane potential; potassium ion transmembrane transport. The record is from RefSeq and is a predicted model, not a curated record. Gene Ontology annotation, cellular component: plasma membrane. The transcript is spliced from 5 exons.
GCCAGGUCAAGGAAGUGCAGGAAAACUGCUCACUGUUAAUAUUUUUUGUUAUUUUUAUCAAAUGCAAUUAUGUAAAUCAUGUAAUAUUGUUUUAUCAAGAUGAUAGUGAGAUAACUAUUCCCCCGUAAUGGACAAUUUAAGUGUGCGAGUGAUCGGCAGGACAAAAAACUAGGUGGUGCGUGACAGAAUACCGCAUAGGAUAGAAACUGGAAAUUAAUUAAAUUUAAUCUCAUUCUGCCGUUUAUUUUCUAGUUGUGACCUUCCAUGUCGUAAUAGAAGUAAUUAGGAACGAUACUCUAGUUAUUUUCAUUAAAAAUAAUCGUCAUAACAUUUGACCCAGUUACGUACGGUGGCGUGUGCGUUGACCUAUGGACGUGAAUGCGGACAAGAAGCACGAUGUUAUUUUUAGGAUAUGUACAGCUUUGCAGAUAAUUAAAUAUUUAUAAAUGCCGUUCGCGGUGCCGGAUUGAGAAAUUAACUGCAAAGUUUGCUGCUGCGAUUGUCACUUGGAAUGGUGAUAUUCUGCUGCCAAACCAGUUGUGUAAAAUACAUUGCAUGGGUGCAACAGUGAUACAGUAAUCUGAUGGAGAUAUGCCAAAACAAAAUAAAUAGCCAAAUUUUCUAAAUUAUGACUUCCUUCAUGGGGAUCAAUUUAUGGAUAGAUAUUCAUUCAUAAAAACAGUUUUUAUGAGUUUUUCCCGUAAUAUAAACAAACUGCCAGUUGUGAUUUUACAAUGGAGAUCAGAUUACCUGACUAAAGAAAAUCUAAAUUAUAAGAAAAUAGCUGGAAAUCAUAUCAUCUAUUAGUAGCUAGCCUGAUUGAGAGGCUGUAUGUUGAACGUAGCCCCGAAACGGAAAAAUGAGUUCCGAAUUUGAAUGUUGGUGAACCUUGUUGUACGGAAGCUGCAAUGGUGACUUAGCAUUGAAUAUAAGUAUUAAACAUAAGACAAUAUGGUGUUUAUUGACUGAUUGGGACAACAAUAGAGUGGGAUUUACCUGGGCCUUACGCCCUAAGGCCGGGGUAGCCCUCGGCAGUGAUGAAGAAGCAAAAUGUCCGCACUCUAUCGUUAAUUGUGUGCACAUUUACCUAUUUGCUAGUGGGUGCAGCAGUUUUUGAUGCCUUGGAGUCUACCACUGAACGACACAGAUUUGAGGUGCUGCAAGCAAUCGAAGGCAUUAUAAUAAGAAAAUACAACAUCACGGAAGAGGACUUCCGUGUGAUGGAAACAGUGGUCCUGAAGUCCGAGCCACACAAAGCCGGUCAACAAUGGAAGUUCACCGGGGCCUUCUACUAUGCCACUACCGUGCUUACAACGAUUGGCUACGGUCACUCGACGCCAGCCACGAUCGGCGGCAAGCUGUUCACGAUGUUUUACGCCAUCGUCGGCAUCCCGCUCGGCCUUAUCAUGUUCCAGAGCAUCGGUGAACGGGUUAACAGGCUUAGCAGCGUAAUAAUAAAGUCAAUAAAGAAAGCCAUGGAGUGCGAGCAAAUCAACGCCACCGAGGUGGACCUGAUUUGCGUGGUGACGACGCUGUCUUCGCUGACCAUCGCGGGCGGCGCCGCGGCCUUCUCCAAGUUCGAGGGAUGGAGCUACUUUGACAGUGUUUACUACUGCUUCAUCACAUUGACCACUAUAGGUGAGUCUUUUUUCUCAGCCCUAGGACUAUGA